Aphis gossypii (cotton aphid) is the source of this 1430-nucleotide messenger RNA. RefSeq names its product DNA (cytosine-5)-methyltransferase 3C-like. Bases 191 to 1150 code for a protein of 319 amino acids. The record is from RefSeq and is a predicted model, not a curated record. Gene Ontology annotation, cellular component: nucleus. The transcript has 7 exons. Gene Ontology annotation, molecular function: methyltransferase activity. NCBI's taxonomy places the organism in Eukaryota, Metazoa, Arthropoda, Insecta, Hemiptera, Aphididae.
CAGUUUAACAGUCGAUAGUCUCUGAUCAAUGGUCAUUUGCUCUUUUCCUUUCGUCGUUGACGGUCCUGUCUUCUUCGAGCUCUAUCGUGUACGUGUCUACUACGAAUAUUAAGCAGCAAUCCAGAAUUUUUGUAUUCAAAACAUAAUUAUUACAAAGGUAUCUCUAGAACCCUUAAAUUAAGACGAAAUAAUGGCUAAUAAGCAAUCUUCCAAAAUGCAAUCGGAAAAUAAGGAUAUAGCAGUACCUUCAUCAAGUGCUACAAGUACAUCUAAACUACCACGGCUAAGAGUACUAUCUCUUUUCGACGGAAUUGGUACAGGGUAUUAUUCAUUAAAAGAACUAGGAUUUGAUAUUGAAGUAUUUUAUGCAAGUGAAAUAGAUAAAGAUGCAUUAAUGUUAACUAGAUAUCAUUUUUCUGACGGCAUUACUCAAUUAGGCUCAGUUACUGAAAUAACCAAUGAAACGUUGGACAAAAUCGGACCGAUUAAUUUGCUGUUUGGUGGCUCACCAUGUUCCGACUUAUCUAGUGUCAAUUAUCGAAAAAGAGGCAUUUUUGAUCCAGAUGGUACUGGUAUAUUAUACUUCGAUUUUUACCGUAUAUGGAACUAUCUACAAACAAAAUCCCGUAGAGAAAAUACACCGUUUUAUUGGUUAUUUGAAAAUGUGGCAAGCAUGGAACUUAAGAAUAAAGAAUAUAUUUCAAAAUUCUUCGAAUGUCAACCAAAUGUUAUCGAUUCCUUACACUACAGCCCACAGAGACGGAGAAGGUUUUUUUGGGCCAAUCUCCCAAGUAUAAGACAGCUGUCUUAUACUAGGGAGAUUGGCCUAUUAGGAGAUAACGAACCAAAACUAGAGGAUUAUCUGGAAAAGAAUUUGGAUAGACAGGCUAAUGUAGAAAAAGUUGGGACCAUAACUUCAAAAAGAAGUUGCUUACAAGAUGGUAGAUCUCGGAAUCCUGUUAGUCAAGACGGACAAUUCACGGGGUUAUAUAUAACAGAGAUAGAAGCGAUCUUUGGCUUACCUCCACAUUUUACAGAUGUCGGUGAUCUAUCAAUCCAAAGUCGCCAAAAACUUAUAGGAAGAGCAUGGAGUGUUCAAGUAAUUAAAGAACUAUUAAAAUUACUUGAAAACACAUUUGCUAAAAAAUAAUUAGAUUUGUAUCAAUAAAAAUCUUAAACUAAUACCUGAAAUUGUUUUUAUUAUUAUUACAAUCAAAUGGUAAUAGUUCAAGGUAAAAUUUAACAUCAGUAAUGAUUUUAAUAAAACUAUAUAGAAGUUGAGACUAAAAUUUAGUUCCAAUAAUAUCAAUUCAUUGCUAAAGAAUGUAUAUUUUUGUAAACGUGUUAUUUUUAAUGUAAAUAUUUUAUAAAAAAAAUCAUUAAAUCACCACUGUCAAUAGUAUUAAAUACAUUUUAUAUUUCAUGUUUAA